Molecule: messenger RNA, 2018 nt
Organism: Gloeophyllum trabeum ATCC 11539
Lineage: Eukaryota; Fungi; Basidiomycota; Agaricomycetes; Gloeophyllales; Gloeophyllaceae
Exons: 2
Coding region: 8-1846 (612 amino acids)
Source: RefSeq, a predicted model, not a curated record
GAAGGAAAUGGCCGAUGGCACAGGCACGAGUAUCCGGUCAGGUACGACGCUCGCGACCACCGGCACGCGGCCUCGAAAUGAAGGGAUGAAGGCGGGCACGCAAGAGAUCUGGCGGUGCCCGUACGUCGGACGGUUCAAGGUGGACAGGCAGAGUAUGACGGUAGACCCGAUGAAACCGCAACAACGCUUGACUAUUAAACAUAUUAUCGAUCCCUACUCCAAGGGCAAUACUAGAGGCGGCCCGGGCGUAGUCAUACACAAGCACUCACGUGCGAUUGCCUUCUCCAUUUUCCGCCGUCACGACCUUUUCAGCCACCGGCAGGGCACGAAUACGAGUUUAGCGAUGACCGCUAGUAUCCUGCUUGCGCCUAAGAAAGUCCAGGAACAGUACACGAGCACGCGUACGACCAGUCACUUGAAUACCCACGGUCUUUUAGAGGACCGACCCAGUCGAAGUGGUACUCGUGGCAAGAGCGCGACCCCGCACAGCGGUGGUCACAAUACGAGGGACAGUGCCAGGAAGGACAAAGAUAAAGACAAGAAGGAGAAGGGUAAAGACAAGGAGCUUGGCCUACCGUCGUCGUCGGACCGCUCUCGGGAGGUCACCCCUGUUUCCCAAGAUACUUGGGCUACUCCGCAUCAUAAGUAUCCUUCUUCCGCGUCUGUCGCUGCAGAGUCAUCGACGGUGGGGUCCAGCGCCUGGACGUCCGGGUUGUCUUCGAAAAACUCCUCCCUCGACUCCACGAAUCGUCCCAGCACGGCUGGCACGUCUGUGAGCCGCUCUCAGUACCCGCCCAGCGAACGUGAUGACCCAAUGGAUACUGAUGACGAGGAAGACCAUCACCCGCCGCGCACAUCACAUGCCGAAGCUUUCGCAGCGCUCAACCCGGACGUUAUGGGGCACAUAAAACCUGAACGACGACCGAUUGAUUACGCUCAUUCCACGCAGUCCUCCCGGUCCUUCGGGAAGGGUCUUCUCAGCCGGAGCAAGGGGUCACGUAAAGCUAGCGCGAACCCGGCACCUCACGCUGCCAUAGACCAGCCUUUCACUCCGCCGUGGAUGAUGAUGGCCGCUCGAUCGAAGCAGGAAGAGCAGGAGCGGAUCAUUGCUAACAUCGACGAGUCGUUCAGAGGCGUUGGUCUCCUGCCCGCUUACAGGUCGGACAAGUCGCGCACGAAGCCUCGGGAUCGGCCAGCGCCGUCCAGCGGCAUCAAUUUUCUGGAGGACGUGCCGCAAGAUUCUCUGUAUAUGCUUCUUCCGCUAUGGCCCGGCCAGACUGACCCUGCUUCGUCCCUUUCCGCCGAGGAGCAUGCCGCGCUGGACCUUAGGCUGGAGGACAGACAGUAUCUCCUUGUCUACUACGUCCCUUUCGAAAGAAAGAAGACCGGGAAAGAUAAGGACAAAGACCCGACAAAGAAAAGAUCCAGGGCGCAGACGACGGUGGAGACAUCUUCGCCGCACUCGUCGAAGAAUAUAUUGCUGGAGUCCUUCCGGGUCUGCUCUCGUCUUCUUGGUUAUGACGACCUCCGCGGCUCGGGCGUCCGCCUGCCCACAGACGGCCUGGCUGUUACUGGCCCUCUUGCCGAGGCCAUCAACAGUAUUCCCCAUCCGACUGUCCGAGCGGAAUACCAGCAACCAAUGGUCAUAGCCAUGUGUGAAAGACGAGAAGAUGGCGUGCAAUUCAUGCCCGAUGGUUUGGAGAAACUGGGAUUGUGCACCCCUGCUGCGCGCAGGGAUUCUAUCCCUGAUCUGGACCCUGACCCGCAAUUGACCGCUGUCGGAAGGGCUGCGGUAGAGAUGGCGUGGCUGGGUUGCAUGGCGUUAACGAGCUUUGGUAAUGUCUGAAAUGAAUCAUCUUUACGAAAUCUACUCCAGAUUGAAUAUUUAUUGUAUCGAUAUAUCUCCCUCGCUUCCCUGCGCUUUAUCCAGUGUAACCUUGUUGAAGUCAGACGGAAAUUGUCGUCCCUCUUCCCGGAGGCGACAUGUCGGAAUACCUGUAACAUAUGCCUAUGUACAC